CCAAUAUAUUGUAGCAUGGUGGUAACAACAACACGCAGUCCACUGCUGACGCAGCCAAAGAGUGCAACAAGUGGCAGCAACACGGCGGCAAUGCGCUCACGUUUAAUAUUUCCACGCCAGCAUUAUCAGAUGACAGACUUCUCGGAUAGUUCACAGGGCGCUGUGCUAAGUCCAGCCAGCUCGUUGAUUGAAAGUUUUAACAAGAAGAGCAAUGGUUCUUCCAGUGCCUUGGCCAGCUCUGCAUCGGCCACGCCAACUUUGAAUGGCAAUGGCAACAGUUUGGCGGGUCCGUUAAGUGCGGGCAGCACCACUGUGGCCGGCUUAGGCGGCAGACAGAUUAAUACCAGCUCUAGUUCAUGCAGUAGUCUUAAGGAAACCUCACAUCAAUCCACGUCCACAUCCCAGCAGGUUGUCAACAGCAGCAGUGGCAGCAGCAGCACAACGACGCGUGUGGAAAAGAAAUCACAGCGUCUGCACCACAUCACAUCCUCCUCAUCCACAUCCACAACGCAAGCAAGCGAAAUGAAAGCGGCCGCUGUUAAGCGCGAUCUCACUGAUAUUAAAAUGUCCAUGUCGGAAAUUGAGCGUCUCACUGGCGCGAGCACAGCGCCCACAACGCGACAAUAUCCCUCCAUUGAUGACCUCAAAACAAUGCACCAUGGUGACCACAGCACCAUAACGCAGCUAAAAAACAAAAUACGCGCUUCGUUUGAGAAUCUGGUGGAUGGUGAUACGGACAGCAGUUGUCAUGGCAUUGUCACCACGCCGGAUGGCGACGACGACUGCACACACAAUCACUUUGGCAGCGGCCUGGAGCUAACACAUCCUGCUGCAGCGCAGCUGAGCGCCAGCGCUGGACUCAGCGGCUCGAAUAAAACCAUCGACACCAUCAAGUUUGAGGAGAAACGCUCCAAGUCUGUGGCCACCACCAAAGUGGUGGCCGAUGGCUUCAGCUCCGAGCAGGCCACGCACAAUUCGGCAGAGAUGAAGCGUCUCCAAGCGGGUGAUAUUGAUUACAAAGAGGCUAAGGCUGCGUCAGCGGUGCGCAAUCGCCUGGAGGUGGAUGGCGUCAAGACCGAGGAGAAUGCCGCAGUGCUGCAGGAGGCGCUCUCGCUGCGAACCGGCGACAGAACACAGCAGGCGAGCAAUAAGGUGGCCGCCGCCAGUAUUAAGGUGCAGAGCGAUAACUUCUCGGCGGACAAGCAGGCGAUAUCGCAGUCACAGCAAUCACAGACGGUGACCUCCAAUGGAAUCAUCAGCCAGGAGAAGCACGUGUCGUCGGCAUCGCAGGCGAAAUACUCGAUGACACACAAUGGCGUCUCCAGCACGGGCAGCAGCAUGAUCUCCUCGUCCUCGCAGAUGUCCGCCUCGGCCAGCGGCAAUGGCCAGCAGCUGAUCAAGCUGAAGGAGCUCAAGCUGGACGAUCUCAAGUCCCUGACAGCGGGCAGUGGGCAGCAGGAGAUCGAGCAGGCCAUCAACAAGUAUUCGAACGUGCUGACCUCGUUUGUGAGCACGCUCCAGGACGACGACAGCAGCAGUCUGGUGGCCAGCGGCGGCGAAAAGAAGUCGCACUAUCUGCAGAAGAUCAACGAGGUCAUCCGGCGUGCCUGGGCAGUGCCCACGCAUGGCCACGAGCUGGGCUACUCGCUGUGCAAUUCGUUGCGUCAGAGCGGUGGCCUCGAUCUCCUCAUGAAGAACUGCGUGCAACACAACAUGGAUCUGCAGUUCAGCUCGGCCCAGCUGCUGGAGCAGUGCCUGACCACAGAGAAUCGCUCGCAUGUGGUGGACAAUGGGCUGGACAAGGUGGUCAACGUGGCCUGCGUCUGCACCAAGGAGUCCAAUAUGGAGCACUCGCGAGUGGGCACCGGCAUACUGGAGCAUCUCUUCAAGCAUUCCGAGGGCACCUGCUCCGAUGUGAUACGGCUGGGUGGCCUCGACGCUUUGCUCUUCAAGUGCCGCACCAGCGACGUGGAGACGCUGCGUCAUUGCGCCAGCGCGCUGGUGAAUCUAUCGCUCUACGGCGGUGCCGAGAAUCAGGAGGAGAUGAUUGUGCGCAAGGUGCCCAUGUGGCUGUUCCCGCUGGCCUUUCACAACGACGACAACAUCAAGUACUAUGCCUGCCUGGCCAUAGCCGUGCUCGUGGCCAACAAGGAGAUCGAAGCCGAGGUGCUGAAGUCGGGCUGCCUGGAUCUGGUUGAGCCGUUUGUGACCACGCACGAUCCCUACGAGUUUGCCAAAUCGAAUCUGGCGCAUGCGCAUGGCCAGAGCAAGCACUGGCUGGAGCGGCUGGUGCCCGUGCUGAGCUCCAAUCGCGAGGAGGCGCGCAAUCUAGCCGCCUUUCAUUUCUGCAUGGAGGCGGGCAUCAAGCGCAAGCAGGGCAACACGGACAUCUUCCAUGAGAUUGGGGCCAUCGAGGCGCUCAAAACAGUGGCCAGCUGCCCCAAUGCCAUUGCGUCCAAGUUUGCAGCGCAGGCGCUGCGUCUCAUAGGCGAAACGGUGCCCCACAAGCUGUCGCAGCAGGUGCCGCUGUGGUCCGUCGAGGAUGUGCAGGAGUGGGUGAAACAGAUUGGCUUCCACAGCUUCCUGCACCAGUUCGAGGAAUCGCAGGUGGACGGCGAUCUGCUGCUGAAACUCAAUCAGGAAAACCUGCGCGAUGACAUUGGCAUUCGGAAUGGCAUUCUUCUCAAGCGCUUCGAGCGUGAACUGCAAUCUCUCAAACGCAUGGCGGACUACUCCUCCAAGGACACGGCCAAGAUGCAUCAGUUUCUCGCCGAGAUUGGCACCGACUACUGCACCUACACCUAUGCCAUGCUCAAUGCUGGCAUUGACAAAUACACGCUGCCCCACGUCAACGAGGACAUGCUGACCAUCGACUGUGGCAUCAAGAACGCGAUUCAUCGUCUGCGCAUUCUCAACUCGGUGAAGAAUCUGGAGAAUUCGCUGCCCAGCUCCUCCGAAGAGAACAUGGCCAAGACUCUGGACGUGUUUGUUAGCUACAGGCGCUCCAAUGGCUCCCAGCUGGCCAGUCUGCUCAAGGUUCACUUGCAGCUGCGCGGCUUCUCCGUGUUCAUAGAUGUGGAGCGCUUGGAAGCGGGCAAAUUCGACAAUGGCCUCCUGAACAGUAUUCGUCAGGCAAAGAACUUUGUCUUAGUAUUAACGCCCGAGGCGCUGCAUCGCUGCAUCAACGAUGAGGAGUGCAAAGACUGGGUGCAUCGCGAGAUUGUGGCUGCAUUGAAUUCGAAUUGCAACAUAAUUCCGAUUAUGGAUCAGCAGUUUGUCUGGCCGGAGAACCUGCCCGAGGACAUGUCCGGAGUGGCGCACUUCAAUGGCGUUAGCUGGAUUCACGAUUACCAGGAUGCGUGCAUCGAUAAGCUCGAAAGAUUUUUGCGCGGCGAAAAGAAUGUCGAUCGCAUUGCAGCGAUGGCGCCUGGUACUCCCGGCGUUGUAUCGUACCAAAGAAUGCAUAGCAACGAUUCCGACUAUCAGCAGAAUGGUGGUGGCGGCGCAGGCAGUGGCGGCGGCUGUGGUGCAGCCAGUGUGGUGGAUGGCCUCAUAACGGCCAAUGGCAGCGGACAAGCUAAUCACCAGGCAAAUAGAUACCGGCAAUCCCCUUCUCCAGGCCGCCAGCGUGGCAGCAAUGGCAUCGUCGGCUACAGACGCCUGCCCAAUCCGCGCUCCAACUUUCUGCCGCCCUAUCGCACCCAGCAGCCCUCGCUGCGCGGCUCCGGCUCGGCUUCCAUGCAGAAUAUGACGCCGCUGGCUUAUCUGCCGCCACGACGCAGCUCGGCGGCGGGACUGGGACACAACGCCAGCGUGGCCAAUGGUUAUCGCUCGCACAGCGUCGACGGACUGCUCGAUCAGGCAGCUGCGGAGGCGGCUGCAGCCAGCGAGGAUAGCUUGAGCACGCCGGAGCAGCGCAUUGCUGCCGCUGCGGCAGUUGUGACGGCGGGCAGCACAGCUCUGACCAAUGCCAGCUCCAGCUGCACACUGCAGCCAGAGGAUGGCGAUAUGGAUGAGCUGGAUAUGGAGGCGGCACCAGUGGUGGCGGUGACGCGGCGGGACAAACAGCAACUGGCGAAUGUGCAGCAGCAUCGCAAGUCACGUAGUCUGGAUCACAUACUCUCCAAGCAAGUGCUGGCCGAGCUGAUGCUCCAGCCCAGCGAACCCACCGACGAAACACAGAGCAUGCAAAAUCUGGCGAUACCGCCGACGCCGCAGCCACAGCGACGUGACGCCCUCUACAAUCGCCAGAGUCCCGAGGGUGUCAGCUCUACGGAAAGUGAGCGUGAGGAUGCGCAGUCUGUCAAAUCCAAGUCGCAGUCUGUGUCGCCGUCGCCGUCGCCGUCGUCGUCGCCAUCGCCGCAUGGCAAUCAGCAGCGAGCAGCGGCGCAUGUGCAUCGAGGCAGCAGCUUGUGCAGCAACAAGACAUCGAACUCAUCGCUGGGAUCGAACAAUAGUGCCAACAAUAAGACGAUAUUCAAUCGAACUAUGAAGAAAAUGCGCUCGCUGAUGAAAAAACCAUGAAAGCGCAAUAUGUUGUACUUGUUGUUAUUGUUGUGCCCUCGCCCACUGCCUCUGUCAAAAAUCCGAUUCGAAUUCAACAAACUCUUCUUCAUGACCUCCUCCCACACACCACGAUAUUGACAAGCAGCUAAUACUUAUGUAUAUACAUAAACGAAGGUAUCCAUGCAUACUCCUCCGCAAGGUGAUUGAUGUCCAAGUGUUUCAACAUUCAUUGUUAUUUAUUACAAAACUUAAACAUGCACAACGAAUAAAUAUUCAAAAUCGAAAAAACAGA
Messenger RNA from Drosophila busckii, 4798 nucleotides. It is a transcript of the gene Sarm, whose product is annotated as sterile alpha and TIR motif-containing protein 1. Gene Ontology annotation, molecular function: protein binding; signaling adaptor activity; NAD+ nucleosidase activity. The transcript has 10 exons. Gene Ontology annotation, biological process: signal transduction; negative regulation of MyD88-independent toll-like receptor signaling pathway; response to axon injury. Bases 16 to 4524 code for a protein of 1502 amino acids. The record is from RefSeq and is a predicted model, not a curated record. NCBI's taxonomy places the organism in Eukaryota, Metazoa, Arthropoda, Insecta, Diptera, Drosophilidae. Gene Ontology annotation, cellular component: dendrite.